Molecule: messenger RNA, 768 nt
Organism: Camponotus floridanus (Florida carpenter ant)
Lineage: Eukaryota; Metazoa; Arthropoda; Insecta; Hymenoptera; Formicidae
Exons: 1
Coding region: 1-768 (255 amino acids)
Source: RefSeq, a predicted model, not a curated record
AUGUUAUUUUGCAAACGAAGGCCUCAACGUAUGCCUUGUGUUAGGAUUGGUAGCGUGAAUAUCCAGGUAGAAGAAUCUAUGAAAUAUCUUGGUGUCCUAAUUGAUCGUACCUGGAGCUUUAGGGAGCAUGUUAAGUAUAUUGAAUGUAAGUCUGCAAAGGUUACGCGAUCUUUAAGCAGAUUAAUGCCUAAUUUGCGAGGUCCAGGCGAACGCAAACGCCAAUUGUACGCCACAAUAGUUACAUCCGUAAUCAUGUAUGCGGUCCCUGUUUGGGGUAGGGAACUUUCUUCUUUCCCAGCUAAAGCAUUGAGUACUUUGCGCCGUAUACAGAGGACAGUGGCAAUAAGAGUUACGGCUGCCUACCGAACCGUGUCUUUUGAUGCCUGUACACUGCUGGCAAGAAUGCCUCCUUGGUCACUGGAGGCUUCUUUUAGGUGUCGAGUAUUUGAAAGGAUCCAAGACCUAAAGCGCUCGGGCGAAUAUACUCAACAAACGGACAAGAAAAUUCGUGACGAAGAAGCUAAUACGCUUCUCAGGCAAUGGGAUACCCUCUUAGGAAACCCUAAUAACUGGGGUAACUAUACAACAUCAGCGGUAAGGUUACACUUAAAUAAGUGGAUGAGCCGUGGGCAUGGAGAGCUUAACUACUUUAGUACUCAAAUUUUAACAGGACAUGGCAGUUUUGGCCACUUUUUAUAUAGGAUACGCAAGAAGGACUUUACUGUAUGCACUGUGCUCACGGAGAUGACACUGCCGAGCACACAAUGA